Molecule: messenger RNA, 1744 nt
Organism: Lacerta agilis (Sand lizard)
Lineage: Eukaryota; Metazoa; Chordata; Lepidosauria; Squamata; Lacertidae
Product: UDP-GlcNAc:betaGal beta-1,3-N-acetylglucosaminyltransferase-like protein 1
Exons: 7
Coding region: 127-678 (183 amino acids)
Source: RefSeq, a predicted model, not a curated record
AUUAUAGGUUGUCAAAUUGAGAGAGAGCCAGCAGAGGCAACUGAGCGAUACACUCGAUGGAUCAAUAAUCUAACCUGUGAGCAGCUUCUUACUCAGGUUUUUACUUCCCAUGGGCCAACUGUAAUUAUGCCAACUUGGUUCUGUUCCCGAGAAUGGUUUUGUCAUGUGGGCAGAUUUGAUGAAGCGGGAAAGGGCACCCCAGAAGACCUGCUGUUCUUUUAUGAACAUCUCCGAAAAGGUGGUGGAGUCUUUCGAGUCAACCAGUGCCUCCUUCUGUACCGUUACCAUCCACAGGCGACAACUCAUUCAGUUCUAGAGGGAACCAUCUGGACACACCGUGUCUUGUUUCUGGAAGAGAGAAUCCUCAGUCGGUGGACUUUCUUCACCAUUUGGAAUGCUGGCAAACAGGGAAGGAAGCUCUUUAGGAGUUUGACUCCAGCUAAUCAGAAAAAAGUGGCUGCAUUUUGUGAUGUGGAUACAAAUAAAAUCUCAAAAGGAUUUUAUACUUAUGAAGAAUCUAAGGAAAACCCCAAGCCCAGAAUCCCCAUCCUGCAUUUCAGAGAUGCUUCCCCACCUUUCAUUAUCUGUGUGAAGCUGGAUUUGACAGGUGGACAGUUUGAAGAGAACUUGAAGCUGUUGAAUCUGAAGGAAGCUGUGGAUUAUUAUCAUUUUAACUGAAGAAUGUGGUGCACUGGAAGGCUUUAUGUUGCUAGACAAACCAGAGGAGACGCUAGCCUGUUUCUGCCCCCACCUCCAAAGGAAUUCCUUAAAACAGGUAUUAGUCAAUUUAAAGGUGAAAUACUUCUUGUAUUUCCUUAAAAAAAGAGGGGGGGACAGCUGAUUGUGGAAUGACUGCAAAGCUUAGUACACAAUCUAAACUCUGUUCUGUGAAUGCUGCUCUCGAUCUGAAGGUGUACAGAAGGAGUUUCCCACAGAGUUGCUAGCAUUUCAAGGAUGCCGCUCCUUUGCACUAUUCACACAUUGUAAAGGAAUAGUAGGAUGAGAUCCUGCUGAUCCAUUACAACCUGCACAUUGGGGGAAAUGAGACAAGUCACAACUUUGAUGAUUCCCCGCCCUACCCCAGCUAACAGGUUGAAAUGUCUAACAUUGUAGGGGAGACACACCCAAUUGUUCUUGCAUUGUUUUUUUUUAGAAGGGUGCAUUUACAGUUGGCCUAUGUAUCAAGAAGUGGUGGAGGCCUGUGUGAAUCUAGCAUUGGCAGGAACAGCCAGAGGCUCCUCUAAGGUAAAGUCCUGCUAUGCUGUGUGAUGCAUGUGGUUUAUAUGCAGGCUUAAAGAGGCUACACAUUAUCCUCAGGCUAGGUAAAAGUUGAACGCAAGAAUUAGAAUUUAAUUUACAUAAAGGUGCUUGGAAACGGUCCCCAUUACAUUUCCCCCCCUAUUGUGAGAUUAACUAGUCAUUUAGGGCACUCCUGUUCCAUAGUAGUGAAGUCCAUUGUGAUAACAAGUUGUUCCUCUUCAUCAGAUGCUUCUGGCUACAUGCUUAAGACCCUUUCACUGAUGUAAAAUGAGACACCAACCAGAGGGAGGGGCUCACAUUGGUUCUCUAGUCUAGACAAAUUUAUUUUGCACCAUUUUUGCAUAGCCAAAAAUGGGAGGGGGUGGUGGAAAUAACAUUUCCAAAAACAUUCUUUGGAUGUUGCUCACAGCAGCUUAUUGGCCCUGUAGCUCCAGGUAGGGUGUUUUAAAAAAGCAUCCCCCGGCUUUUCAGAUGCAGUUUUAAA